This is a messenger RNA of Schistosoma turkestanicum, 357 nucleotides long. Lineage: Eukaryota; Metazoa; Platyhelminthes; Trematoda; Strigeidida; Schistosomatidae. The record is from the annotation of a GenBank genome assembly.
AUGUGUACACCGAUUGUCAAUGAAAAAUCUGACAUUCCUACAAUUAACACCAAACUUGAUAUAAAUCAAUCUCUUCAAACUAUAAAACAACAAUUUAUGACAACACACGAAUUAUGCUUAAGGGAACAAAAUUUACUUCAAGACCCUAAUGCAUUUGAAAUGUUAAAUGAAGAAGAAUAUAUUGAUGAUAAAAAUAUGAUUGAAAAAGAGAAUAUUGUAGACAAUUAUAAAAAAUUAACGAUAACAGAUCAUGAACUUUCUAAUGAAUCGACUACAAUUAAAUUAAUCAAUCAAUGUUCCAGUAAACUUCGUAGGCCAAUUUAUGUUCAAAUAGUAGAUAGUUUACAUCACAAUUAA